Theobroma umbraticum is the source of this 847-nucleotide messenger RNA. RefSeq names its product auxin-binding protein T85-like. Gene Ontology annotation, molecular function: auxin binding. Gene Ontology annotation, biological process: positive regulation of cell size; unidimensional cell growth; positive regulation of DNA endoreduplication. NCBI's taxonomy places the organism in Eukaryota, Viridiplantae, Streptophyta, Magnoliopsida, Malvales, Malvaceae. The record is from RefSeq and is a predicted model, not a curated record.
AUGGAAAGAGCGGUUUCUGAAGUAGCGACGAGAUGGUUGGACCUUGCCUUAUUUCCUUCUUUUUCUUCUUCUUCAACUUGCUUCCAUUCUCUCAAGCUCUCGAAGCUUCUCACUGCUCCAUCAAAGGGUUUACUCUGGUAAGGAACAUUGGUGAACUUCCACAGGGUGAUUAUGGAAGAGGAGGCUUAUCCCACAUAACUGUUGCCGGUUCACUCUUGCAUGGGUUGAAAGAAGUUGAGGUUUGGCUUCAAACAUUUGCUCCAGGAUCGCGCACACCAAUCCAUAGGCACUCUUGUGAAGAAGUUUUUGUUGUUCUCAAGGGGAGCGGCACUCUCUUUCUUGCCUCAAGUUCACAUAAGUACCCUGGAAAACCAGAAGAGCACUUUAUAUUUUCAAAUAGCACAUUUCAUAUCCCUGUCAAUGAUGUUCACCAGGUAUGGAAUACAAAUGAACAUGAGGAUCUGCAAGUGCUUGCAAUAAUAUCUCGCCCUCCCAUCAAAGUGUUUAUAUAUGAGGACUGGUUCAUGCCUCACACUGCAGCUAAGUUGAAGUUCCCGUACUCUUGGGAUGAACAGUGCUUUCAAGAACCUCAGAAAGAUGAGCUUUAAUUCUUGACCACCCCUUUCCAUAGUACUUAGUACAUUGUCAUGGGCUCUUUUGUGCACUCAAAAACUGUUUGAUGUCAUUUUCUCAAAGAAGAAUUUGGGACUAGGGAAAUAGCUGAUUUAAAUUUGCAAACAAUGAGUGAUGAAGAAGGCUUGAGGGCCUUGUAAUUAAGUUUUCAUGACAUUGGCAUAUACUCUGCAUGAUAGUAAAUGAAAAAUUUUCAACACGGAUUUUGAUGUUU